Ceutorhynchus assimilis (cabbage seed weevil) is the source of this 1142-nucleotide messenger RNA. The record is from the annotation of a GenBank genome assembly. NCBI's taxonomy places the organism in Eukaryota, Metazoa, Arthropoda, Insecta, Coleoptera, Curculionidae.
AGAUGAUAUAGGUAACAACUCGCCAAAAAAAAAAAGUACAAACAAGUAAAAUACCAGUGCCUUGUCAAAAAUCAAACAAGCAAAAUUGUCACUUUUAUUUUACUCUUUUUUUCUUUCAACUCGUAUCAUUUCCCAGUUUUCCAUACCCAACUUGAAAUCAUGGCCCGUUAUCUGGCACCCACGAAACAGAUCCCAGUGUACAAAUUCGGCCCGAGGUUCUUCAGUAACAAACAGUUGGAGCAAUUAGAAAUGGGUCAGCAUUUGGGAGUCGAGGAAAAGGAGGAGAACUCCGAGAUUCCGGCUAUAAGGUACAACGUUUGCAGGGAUAGAAGCGGAUCGAGCACAAAAAAAUACAAUUUUCCGAAAACAUCGCAAUCUACCGAUCAAUCAUCCAAAUUGGAAAAUUUUGAUCACUCCAUCGAGAAUCGUGUCCCGACAGAGCACAAUAAAGACCAAAAAAUCGAAUUGCCACCGCCGUCGGCUGGUUACAGGCAAUUCGAAGCUUCGUCUACUUACAAAAAUUUGGUGCUGCCUUUGAAAGUUUCAAAAUUGUCGAAUCCUUUUCCUUCUCCCGUGAAAAUGAUGCGAUCUCACACGGUUUCUGAUCAAGAGAAGGCUGACCAAAUGCAGUCGGAACGAAGAGUUCCAAGAUCCAUAGCCAGAAAAAAGGCGACAUAAUUUUAAAUUUGAUUUGGUGAAAAUUUUCGGCAUUUAUUUUUGUUUUUAAAUUCUUAAUAAAUUGUUUUAUUUUUAAUGUUUUCUUGCAUCAUUUUGAGUUAUUUUUUAGGUUUCAAAUGCUUUUUUAAGACAACCUAUGCUAGAAGUAAAUAUCACCCAGAUAACACAAAAGUAUGGGAGAAGUGCUUUAACUGUAAUGCAUUUUCACAUUAGAAUGCCCGAGAAGUAAUAGCAAAAACCACUCCGCCGCUUUCGAAAUUACCACCCGGCCGUCAUAAAAUUGGCACUACUUUAAAAGCAUAAGCCCUGGCGUGAAGAAAGGAAGUGCUUAAAUAGUACUGUAAAAAUGCCUCAUAAUAGUGCUUCAACGGUGCCUGAAAAACAGUGGUGAUGCACUUCAUAAUUAAAGUUGUUUCACACAGCCAAGAAGCACUUUUAAGGUGCUGCAUAAAUGUGCAUUUGAA